Messenger RNA from Danio aesculapii, 9286 nucleotides. RefSeq names its product plexin A3 (gene plxna3). The coding region runs from base 288 to 5963 and encodes 1891 amino acids. The record is from RefSeq and is a predicted model, not a curated record. Gene Ontology annotation, biological process: negative regulation of cell adhesion; regulation of cell shape; regulation of cell migration. The transcript is spliced from 32 exons. Gene Ontology annotation, molecular function: semaphorin receptor activity; protein binding. Gene Ontology annotation, cellular component: semaphorin receptor complex. NCBI's taxonomy places the organism in Eukaryota, Metazoa, Chordata, Actinopteri, Cypriniformes, Danionidae.
AAAGCGCGACGCUUUCUUGAGGUACGGACCGGAGAAAACCAUGCCAUCGACGCGUUGAGAGCAUUUACGGCUUCACACGGGCGUUUUGCACAGGAAAAUAAAGCGAUAUCACCGAAUCCGCCUGCGAUAAGGACCGAGAGGCUCUUCAAAAGCCAACUGUGGAUGUAACUGUUGCACUUUGAACACAGACAUGAACCACUGAGACAGCAAAAGUAGAAAAAGCCUGGAAUACGCUUGAGGGAAGAGCUUCGUCUCGAUCCCCCUCCACAAAAAGAAGGUCUGGAAUCAUGAGGUCCUUGUGGCUGCUGGUAUUUUCCUUCUCUGUUUUGACUGGGACCAACAUGGCAUUUCCAAUGAUUCCCACAGAGCGCCCUGAAGUCAUCGGGAGCUUCAAGGUUAAAGACACGAGUCUUACGCACCUCACAGUGCACCGCAAAACUGGUGAGGUGUUCGUGGGCGCUAUAAACCGAGUCUACAAGCUUUCUGCCAAUCUCACCGAAACACGUUCUCACCAGACCGGUCCUGUUGAAGACAACGCCAAGUGCUACCCACCCCCCAGUGUACGAGCUUGCACGCAGAAACUGGAGUCUACAGACAACGUCAACAAAUUGCUGCUGGUUGAUUACGCCGGCAACCGUCUGGUGGCCUGUGGAAGCAUCUGGCAGGGCGUGUGCCAGUUCCUGCGGCUGGAAGAUCUCUUCAAGCUUGGUGAACCACACCACCGUAAAGAGCACUACCUCUCGGGAGCCAAAGAGUCUGAUGGGAUGGCUGGAGUUGUGGUGGGCGACGAUGACGGAGACUUGAAGAAAAAGAAAGGUGGCAGUCGGCUCUUCAUUGGUGCUGCGAUCGAUGGCAAAUCAGAGUAUUUUCCAACCCUCUCUAGCCGUAAACUGGUGGAGGACGAGGAGAGUGUUAACAUGUUCAGUUUGGUCUACCAAGAUGAGUUUGUGUCUUCGCAAAUCAAGAUACCUUCAGACACCCUGUCUCAGUAUCCCGCAUUUGAUAUCUACUACGUCUACGGGUUCUCCAGCCGGACUUACAUCUAUUUCCUCACUUUGCAACUGGAUACUCAGCUCACUCAGGUGGACGUGACGGGCGAGAAGUUCUUCACCUCAAAAAUUGUCCGCAUGUGUUCCAAUGACACUGAGUUUUACUCCUAUGUCGAGUUCCCGCUUGGGUGCACCAAGGAUGGUGUGGAAUACCGACUUGUUCAAGCUGCCUACAAACAUCGUCCUGGGAAGAUUCUGGCACAGGCUCUGGGCCUGUCUGAGGAUGAGGAUGUCCUGUUCGUGAUCUUCUCCCAGGGUCAGAAGAACAGGGCCAACCCACCAAGAGAAACAGUGCUGUGCCUCUUUACACUGCACCAGAUUAACCUGGCCAUGCGAGAGAGGAUCAAGUCAUGCUACCGUGGAGAGGGAAAGCUGUCUCUACCGUGGUUGCUCAACAAGGAGCUGCCUUGCAUUAAUACGCCCAAGCAGAUUGGCGACGAUUUCUGCGGCCUGGUCUUAAAUCAGCCUCUCGGGGGGCUGAUGGUGAUCGAGGGCAUUCCUCUGUUUGAUGACCGCACCGACGGCAUGGCAUCAGUGGCCGCAUACACAUACGGAGACCAUUCAGUGGUGUUUGUGGGCACUCGCAGCGGACACCUCAAGAAGAUUCGAGUGGACGGUGUUCCUCCACCGUCAGAGAAUGCUUUGCUGUACGAGACCGUGACCGUUGUGGAGGGAAGCCCGAUCCUGCGGGACAUGGUGUUCAGUCCAGACUAUCAGUACAUCUACCUGCUGAGCGACAAACAGGUGAGUCGUCUGCCGGUGGAAAGCUGUUCUCAGUACAGCAGCUGUAAGACGUGUCUGGGCUCUGGAGAUCCUCACUGCGGCUGGUGUGUCCUGCAUAACAAGUGCUCCAGAAAGGAGGCCUGUGAGAAGUGGGCCGAGCCGCUUCACUUCAGUACGGAGCUGAAGCAGUGUGUGGACAUUACUGUCAUUCCGGAUAACAUGUCUGUGACGUCCGUGUCUACACGGCUGAGUGUGAAGGUGGCGAACGUCCCGAACCUCUCUGCGGGGGUGACGUGUGUGUUUGAGGAGCUCACAGAAAGUCCAGGAGAAGUGCUGGCUAAAGGACAAAUCCUCUGCAUGUCCCCUUCCCUUCGGGACGUCCCGUCUGUCACUCAGGGAUACGGCGAUAAACGGGUCGUGAAGCUUUCUCUGAAGUCCAAAGAGACAGGGCUCAAAUUCAUCACCACUGACUUCGUCUUCUACAACUGCAGCGUCCUGCAAUCGUGUUCAUCGUGUGUUAGCAGUCCUUUCCCCUGCAACUGGUGUAAAUAUCGCCACAUCUGCACUAAUAAUGUAGCCGAGUGCUCUUUCCAGGAAGGUCGGGUGAGCAGCGCAGAGGGCUGCCCGCAGAUUUUGCCCAGCAGUGACAUCCUGGUACCAGCGGGGAUCGUUCGUCCAAUCACUUUGCGAGCCCGAAACUUGCCUCAGCCUCAGUCCGGACAGAAGAACUAUGAGUGCGUCUUUAACAUCCAGGGCAAAGUCCAGCGUAUUCCUGCUGUCCGCUUCAACAGCUCCUGCAUCCAGUGUCAGAACACUUCGUACUGGUAUGAAGGGAACGAGAUGGGGGAUCUGCCUGUGGAUUUUUCCAUCGUGUGGGACGGUGACUUUCCCAUCGACAAACCCUCAUCCAUGAGAGCUCUCCUGUAUAAGUGUGAGGCUCAGAGGGACAGCUGUGGCCUAUGUCUGAAGGCUGACAGCACAUUUGAGUGUGGCUGGUGUUUGGCCGAUAAGAAGUGUCUCCUAAAGCAACACUGUCCAUCAGCCGAACACAACUGGAUGCAUCAGGGACGACGCAACAUUCGCUGCAGUCAUCCGCGCAUUACCAAGAUACGUCCUCUGACAGGCCCGAAAGAAGGAGGUACACGCGUCACCAUUGAAGGAGAGAAUCUGGGGCUGCAGGUUCGAGAAAUCACACACGUGCGCGUGGCUGGAGUUCGCUGCAACCCUGCCGCAGCUGAAUACAUCAGCGCUGAGAGGAUUGUGUGUGAUAUGGAGGAGUCUCUGAUGUCCAGUCCUCCUGGAGGCCCGGUGGAGCUAUGUAUUGGAGACUGCAGCGCUGAGUACAGGACUCAAUCCACACAGACUUACUCCUUUGUGACACCGAGCUUCAGUCGAGUGCGUCCCGAGAAAGGCCCGGUGUCCGGUGGGACGAGGCUGACCAUCUCAGGCCGACAUCUGGACGCCGGCAGCGCUGUGACUGUGUUUUUGGCCCAGGAAGAAUGUCUGUUCGUCAGGAGAACGGUGCGUGAGAUUGUGUGUGUGACACCUCCAUCAUCUUCAGGAUCUGGACCUUCAUCUGUGAAGCUGUUCAUCGAUAAAGCAGAGAUCACCAGCAACACCCGCUACAUCUACACUGAAGACCCCAAUAUUUCCACCAUUGAGCCCAACUGGAGCAUCAUCAACGGCAGCACAAGCCUCACAGUCACAGGAACCAACCUGCUCACCAUUCAGGAGCCCAAAGUCAGAGCCAAAUAUGGAGGAGUGGAGACCACAAACGUCUGUAGUCUGGUCAAUGAUUCGGUGAUGACGUGCUUGGCUCCGGGCAUCAUCUACACCAAACGUGAGGCUCCAGAGAGCGGCGUUCACCCGGAUGAGUUCGGCUUCAUCCUGGACCACGUCUCUGCCCUCCUUAUCCUCAACGGGACUCCGUUCACUUACUAUCCCAACCCGACCUUUGAACCUCUUGGGAAUGCUGGGAUUCUGGAGGUCAAACCAGGAUCACCCAUUAUCUUGAAGGGCAAGAACCUGAUUCCUCCUGCGCCUGGAAACAUCCGUCUGAAUUACAGCGUGACGAUCGGAGAAACGCCCUGCCUGCUAACAGUCUCUGAAUCUCAGCUGCUCUGCGAUUCGCCAGAUCUGACUGGAGAACAGCGAGUGAUGAUUCUUGUUGGCGGCCUGGAAUAUUCCCCUGGAAUGCUUCACAUUUAUUCGGACAGCACUCUCACGUUGCCUGCCAUCAUCGGGAUUGGAGCAGGUGGAGGGGUCCUCCUCAUUGCCAUCAUCGCUGUGCUCAUCGCUUACAAGCGCAAAACGCGGGACGCCGACCGCACACUCAAACGCCUGCAGCUGCAGAUGGACAACCUGGAGUCCCGGGUUGCGCUGGAGUGCAAGGAAGCAUUCGCUGAGCUGCAGACAGACAUCCAAGAGCUGACGAAUGACAUGGACGGUGUGAAAAUCCCUUUCCUGGAGUAUCGUACCUACACCAUGAGAGUGAUGUUCCCUGGCAUCGAGGAGCACCCGGUUUUGAAGGAGCUGGACUCUCCAGCUAAUGUGGAGAAGGCCCUGCGCUUGUUCAGUCAGCUGCUGCACAACAAGAUGUUCCUGCUAACCUUCAUCCACACGCUGGAGGCGCAAAGGUCCUUCUCCAUGCGGGAUCGUGGCAAUGUGGCCUCCCUCCUCAUGGCAGCGCUUCAGGGACGAAUGGAGUAUGCUACUGUGGUUCUCAAACAGCUUCUGGCUGACCUGAUCGAAAAGAACCUGGAGAACCGAAACCACCCUAAACUACUGCUUAGACGAACUGAAUCUGUGGCAGAGAAGAUGCUCACCAACUGGUUCACGUUCCUCCUGCACCGCUUUCUCAAGGAGUGUGCGGGUGAGCCUCUGUUUAUGCUCUACUGUGCUAUAAAACAGCAGAUGGAGAAAGGCCCCAUAGACGCCAUCACAGGAGAGGCCAGAUACUCCCUGAGCGAAGACAAGCUCAUCCGACAGCAAAUCGACUACAAGCAGCUGACGCUGAUGUGUAUUCCUCCUGAAGGAGAAGCCGGGACAGAAAUUCCUGUUAAGGUGCUAAACUGUGACACAAUCACUCAGGUGAAGGACAAGCUGCUGGACGCUGUUUAUAAAGGCAUCCCGUACUCACAGAGACCACAGGCAGACGACAUGGACCUGGAAUGGCGGCAGGGUCGACUGACCAGAAUCAUCCUCCAAGAUGAAGACGUCACCACAAAGAUCGAGAGCGACUGGAAGAGACUGAACACACUGGCGCAUUACCAGGUGACAGAUGGAUCUUUGGUGGCUUUGGUUCAGAAGCAAGUAUCUGCUUACAACAUCGCCAACUCUUUCACGUUCACUCGCUCUCUCAGUCGAUAUGAGAGCCUCUUGAGGACGUCCAGUAGUCCAGACAGCCUGCGCUCCAGGGCUCCCAUGAUCACCCCUGACCAGGAGACGGGCACCAAACUCUGGCACCUGGUGAAGAACCACGAGCAUGCAGACCAGCGGGAAGGAGACCGCGGCAGCAAGAUGGUGUCUGAGAUUUACCUCACACGCUUGCUGGCUACCAAGGGCACGCUGCAGAAGUUUGUGGACGAUCUGUUUGAGACUGUCUUCAGUACGGCUCACCGUGGCAGCGCUCUCCCACUGGCCAUCAAAUACAUGUUUGAUUUUCUGGAUGAGCAGGCGGACAAGAGGCAGAUCACCGACCCGGACGUACGGCACACCUGGAAGAGCAACUGCCUUCCUCUGCGGUUUUGGGUCAACGUGAUCAAAAACCCUCAGUUUGUGUUUGACAUCCACAAGAACAGUAUUACAGAUGCCUGUCUGUCGGUGGUGGCUCAGACAUUUAUGGACUCGUGCUCCACGUCUGAGCAUCGUCUGGGAAAAGACUCUCCGUCAAACAAACUGCUCUAUGCUAAAGACAUCCCCAACUACAAGAGCUGGGUGGAGAGAUAUUACCGUGAUAUCAGCAAGAUGCCAAGUAUCAGUGAUCAGGAUAUGGAUGCCUAUCUGGUCGAGCAGUCUCGUCUCCAUGGCAACGAGUUCAACACGCUGAGCGCGCUCAGUGAACUGUAUUUCUACAUCAACAAGUACAAAGAAGAGAUUUUGACAGCGCUGGACAGAGACGGUUACUGUCGCAAACACAAGCUACGACACAAACUGGAACAAGCCAUUAACCUGAUGUCUGGCAGCAGCUGAGGGUGGUGACGGAUCGGACGGGAGGGGAAGCGUUCAGGGGGUUUGGGGAGGGUUGAGACUGAAUUGAUGACGUCCAGCGGACCGACCCGUGUUAGAACAUCCACAGCUUGUGCUAGCAGAAGGUGAGGCUAAACACUGGACAAUCAACUCUAACGGAACCACAGCACAGCAUACCAAGCCCAAUGUUUUUUCUGGACCAGAUCCUGUAUUCCCAAACGCCCUCACUCCCUAAUGCCCGACCCGAACCCCGUUCAUAUCAGCCUGCCUAACAAACUCUUCAACACGGACUACUGUGGAUCAGACACAUUCCAAUGAGGAAAAGAUGCAACAUGUUGCCUUGGAAGCAAAGAUAGUGUCAUGGAAGGAAAUAUCCAUCUUUCUGGGAGAAAAAAAUAAAAUAAAAAAGAAGCAACGUGUUUUAAUAAUGCAUUUGAUGAGUAAUCCGAAAACAAUUCUUCAAAUCGACCUCCGAGAGACGCCUCAAGAACAAUCCAGCUCCAUUAAACGAAGAUAUUUAUAAUCAACAAUGGAGACCAAAUGUAGGGGGGAAUUGCAUUAUGGGUAGUGUCGAGGCUGGGCAGAUCGGGAGGAAGCUUCUCCUCCUCGUCUCAGAAACGCCAUAGACCUUUAAAAGCGCCUUUUUCUCUCUUUUUUUGUGAUUAUGGGGCCAAAUGGACCUCUCUUUGUCAAGAGGUAUGGAUCAGCAUCUUUUGAAGCUUGCCUUUUCGUUGCGUCCGGAUAUGACUCCCUGAACCGAAAUGUACCCCGGGAUCGGGCGUCCGCCGCCCCCCGGGAGAAGUUUUUGCUCCCUUUGCUUUUUUGUACACCGCUGUGUUACUGUGAGGUUUGGAGUGUUUACUCAGAUUCUGUGGUUCUGCGUUGGCGAGGGCCGAGAUUUAUCCCUUGAUGACAGGCAUCUUUAAUGUAGUAGAUCCAUCUAGAGCAAUAACUCUCAGAAUUUACCUGCAAGCCAUGAGUUUCAGUUCCCUGUGUGUGUUCAGAUUCACCGUCCUGACUCUAAAUUUUCGAUGUUAGCAGUUGGCGAACUUUUCAUUUCCCUGUUUUUGUUGUCGUUCUGCCCAAAAGGCAGCCAAAACGUGUUCACAAUGCCAAGCACAACGAAGGGACGACUGUUCUACUCUGAUUGUUUUAUCGCCGUUUCAGCAGGCCAAUGCAAUUCUGGACUAGAUGUCCGCAGCUAAACAUAUGUCACUCUUCAGUCGUCCCCCGUAAAAACCUUCCCACAAGGUUCCUGCUUGAUUGAUUCUUAAGAUUGUGUCAAUUCUGUCUGUAUACACAAACAACAAGGCCUUAAGUCAUUUCCUCUUCUCUAUAUCGGACUUUCUCACCUCUCUGAGGUGAACUGCAAAUAUUCCAGGUACUCGAAUUGUGAUACGUACGUGAGUUUCAAAGUACUCUCAGCUGUUUUCUAAUCCUUGCUUAUAUGUGGUUCUGAGUUCUGCCCUGUCUACUUGCAUACGGAUUGUGUUUUUCUGUCACGGUCACCAACCGAGAAUGUACAGCAUGAGCAUAUCUUGCAAAACUCUUUGCCUCAUUAUACGUGUUCCAGUUUAAAAACGCAAAAUACCUUCAGAUGAUCACAACCAGGACUACAGGGAGCGCUAUUUGCUUUCAAAAUCGUCUUUAAAAAGUCUUUCACCAAGGUCAGUUUGAGCAAACAACACCCAUCGCCAUAUUCGGAAUCAUUAAAACAUUCGGGAAAUCCAUCGGGGCCUUAUUAGUUGAGUUUAGUUGAGUUUUGAAUGUAGAUAUUCGAUGACCAUCAAAGUGAUCACAUACCUUUAAGUUCUUCAUACUCUGAUAUUUUCACCCUGAAGUGUAUUAUUGGGUAACUGCUAAUCAUGAUUGCCUUCUUUGGGCUACAAAUGCAGGACUUUGGGCAUUUCAAUCCAAUAUUUUAGAGUUUCAUUGAAUGUAAUUAAACCUGCCUUCAAAUUGGAUGGGGAUGACAAGAUUCUGAGUUCGUUUAGAUACGGCAUCAUCAUCAAAAGCCUAAUUUGUGUGUGCGUGUGUGUGUGUGUGUUGUUGUAAUUGUGAAGGCAGGAUGUUUUGAAGUAAAUGUGGGGCUCAUUAACACAUGAAAAAGUUGCAGGGUGAUAAUUAAGCAGACUCCAUUUGAACAUUGGUUUGUUUUUGUAUUUUGGGGUCAGCUCGUGAAUCCGGCAUUUCAACCUCUCGCGACACACACCGUCCAUCAGGAAUUACUGCCUGUUUGCCAAAGCUGCGUCGUCAGCAAUGCAGGUACGACACCGACAUCUCAACCACUUUGAGAAAUGAAACGCAAUCAUAAAUCUAGGAUUUACCAGUGGUUGAUUUCUGUGUUUGUUUGUUUGAUUUAGCACCUCUUGGUUGAAACCACGCCGUCAGGUUUACAUCUGAUUUUUCUAUACUGUGAGUAAAGCCAAACGUACUGUGGGGGAAGUGGACUUAGCUUGGUCGCGUACAUACUGCCUGUAAGAUAACUCUGACUAUGGUUAAGUGCAACUGCCCACCGGGGUGUUUUUAGCUGAAGACACUAACGACGCCUCGGCCGAUAGCCAUAUAUCAGAAAAAUCGCCCGUUUCCUUUCGUGCAGCAGAACUCAGAGCCAAAUGAGGCGCUUUGCGGUUUGUUUUUCGUCGUGUGGUGAAACGGCAUACUCUUAAAAGCACCUGUAACUUGUGAGGAACGGAGCGGAGCGAGUGGCAAAAUAACUGUGGUGUUUUUUCAGUAGAUACAGUAGAAGAAAAAAUAAAAAAAUAUGUCUGUUUUAGAACCAUAACUACAUUUCAGUCAAUGUUCUAGUUAUAAAAGAAAAAAAAAAAACAUUUUGACUCAGAUGAAUUAAUUCUAAUUUAUUUGUCCGUUUGUCUCUUUAUCCCAAAUGUUUUAAUCAAUUUUAUUGUAACAGACUUGUUUACAGUUUCAGAAAUAUAUGGAGUUUAUUAACGUGUCUGGAGAGCUUUGUGACUGGUUGAUUGGAUGACUGGUUAAUGGGCAACUGCUAUGCCUAGUCCUUAAUUCUAUAUAAAUAUAUAAAUAUAUUUUGUAUAAUUAUUGGACUGAAAUGUUUUUUUAUUUGACAUUUUUUCUUUAAAUUAUUCUUUUAAUUCCGUUUUUAAAUGGUUCGAGGGUGAGAAUGAGUCUAAAACGCUGGCUGCAAUGAAGUGUUUUGUAUAUAUUUGCACCUUUUUUUUUUAAAUCUGUGCGAGUUUUUUUAUUUUGAAAGAUCGGAUUCUAACUUAAUGUUCAAAGGUCAAGCAUGGUGUUGUUUAUUUUUUGUUUUCAUUUUGCCAAUUAAAAGAUAUGUGGAUGAUGCUGUA